Molecule: messenger RNA, 1950 nt
Organism: Aspergillus mulundensis
Lineage: Eukaryota; Fungi; Ascomycota; Eurotiomycetes; Eurotiales; Aspergillaceae
Exons: 4
Coding region: 1-1950 (649 amino acids)
Biological process (GO): endosomal transport; vacuole organization
Molecular function (GO): ATP binding; ATP hydrolysis activity
Source: RefSeq, a predicted model, not a curated record
AUGCCAGGUUUCAGCGGUCAUAAGAUACAUACUGAAACUGAAACUCACGCAAGAAACAAGGUGUUUUUCUUGCAAUGGCCUUCGCACAUGCGCCAGGCUCAGUUAACUUCACUUGUCGUUGACCACCUUCAGGGAUCCAACACAACCAAUGAGUUUACUGGAGUUGGUGUUUUCCACAUCUACUGCGACAAUCACCAAUUCCCAUCAUGCUGCCGACCCGUCGACGCACUGGGGAUUCUCCUGCGUCAAUCCUACGAGUCAUACUCCAAAAAAAUGGACGAAGUCCCGACAUCAGAACCUGGUCCCGAAAAAUCAAAACUGGAGCUGGAUACAGAACAUGCCACUAACCUUCUCAGGCGUGCCUUUAGCGACUUCUCCACCGUCUUCAUCUGUAUCGAUGGCAUGGAUGGCUGGUCUGACGCAGACCUGCGUGACUUUCUCCAGUAUUUAUACGAGGCGCUCUACGAUGUUGCGACGUGGAGGCUCUUUUAUGCGGACAGCGACUAUUACCGGCGGUCGAGUUUAGAAGAAUGCUUGGGUUCCUCUGUCGAGUCUCUAGGGUAUUACACACUGGAUGAUCAUACCUGGGCAGAUACUGAGGUGUAUAUCAUGCACUGGAUGCGCAAUUGCGAGGCUGGCUUUGAGUUGAGCGAUGCGUUGACGAGCGAGGUUAUUGCGUUUUUCCAUCGGCGUCGCCGUCAAGCAGAUUCACCUGCUGAAACCGAACUUCGACUACGGUGGAUCCUGGACGCGCCGACACUUUUUGCUGCGCGGAGGAAUCUGCUGGCGAAAGGAUCUGGGCCCGGGAAUUGGGGACUGGAGCGGAUUGUUGAAGAUAUAUUGGCGCGAUUCCAGAGCCUACCGGGGACGGAUAUGAGAAUGAAGCUGCUGACAGCGGUUCUUCGGAGGGGAACGAUCACCCUCGAUGAGCUUGCAGGAUACUGCAAGGAUGCUGAUGUCGUGAUUCCCAGCGGACUGGAUUCCAUUCAGAACUAUGUCUCGAGCACCUCUCUCAGCUUGAUCGUGUUCUGGAAGGCGUCGCAAACGCUGAGCAUUGCAAGUCAUGACAUCAGAAAAGCCUUGGAAAAGAAGUAUUUUCCUUCAGGGUCAGUCGAGGAGAGCUCAUCGACGCCUCCUCUUAGAAGCAAGUAUGGCGCAAAGGCAAAGGACGACGAAAUAUCACGAAGUGUCGUGCGAGACGGAGACUACACAUACACAUACACCUAUUCGUAUGACAAGAACGGGGAGCCCGAUAUCGACAUCGACGUCGAUUAUCCUUACCAGAGCAGUGAAUUCGACGAUAGAGAACAGCAGACUAGCAUCGCUGGGCCUGCUUCCAAGCAUCAAGACCAAGAGCCACAGCCAAAGCGCAAGCGCAGUCGAGAUGAUGACGAGGCGGACCUGGACCGCCGCAUAUCUUCCGCCAUCAUAACCGACCCGCCAAGUGUGACAUGGGACCAGGUUGCCGGCUUAACUGCAGCCAAGGAAGCGCUCCAGGAAGCCACCAUCCUGCCCCAGAUGUUCCCGAGUCUCUAUGGACCUGGUGGCGAUGCCAAGCACACCUUGAUCCGAAGUAUCCUGCUGUACGGACCACCAGGGACAGGCAAGACAUUCCUUGCGAAAGCGGUGGCUGCAGAGACGCGACGGACCUUCUUCAGCAUUAGCGUGGCCGAUCUGAUGAGCAAAUGGUAUGGGGAGACGGAGAGACUCAUCCGCCAACUCUUCGUACUCGCUCGCCGACGAGGGCCGUCUGUGGUAUUCAUCGACGAGAUAGACUCCCUCGGGGGGUCGCGAGAGGCAGAAGCUCAGCACUGGCUGGCGGUGCAAACAGAGCUGUUUGUGCAGCUGGAUGGUCUGAAGGCAGACAAUACAUCGGUGUUGGUGAUUGGGGCUACGAAUGUCCCGUGGCAUUUGGACAGUGCUCUACGUCGGAGGUAUGUUUCCGCUUAG